ACUGACCAGAGACCCAGCAGACAGAACCCAACUGUACUACUGCAAAAACAGUACAUAAAAGAUGGCAGACACAGCUGUUGCAGCUCCCGCCGACAAGAAGGCACCUCCCAAGUUCAAGCAGAGGGCCGCUCGCACCUUCAAGAGCAAGGCCCCUAAACCAGGCCAGAAGGGGUUCGGAGACGACAUCCCCGGCAUGGAGGGUCUUGGCACAGACAUCACAGUGGUUUGCCCAUGGGAAGCCUUUGGUGACAUGGAGCUCAGCGACCUGGCGAAAUACGGAAUCGUCUAGAAACCCUCCUGUGUCUUUCCCAAAACUGUAUCACCUCUCCUUCGCCCGAUCUACCUCCUGCUCCUGUCGGCCCUGUUUUCCUUCCCCUCCCAAAAUACCUGACCUGAUGUCUGUCGUUGUGUUAGGCCCACAUGGGUUUUGGGAAACACAGCUGAUUCAAAUAAAUAGUAAAAUUGGCUAAACUGA
Seriola dumerili (greater amberjack) is the source of this 475-nucleotide messenger RNA. Its product is annotated as retinal cone rhodopsin-sensitive cGMP 3',5'-cyclic phosphodiesterase subunit gamma-like. Gene Ontology annotation, molecular function: 3',5'-cyclic-nucleotide phosphodiesterase activity; cGMP binding. Bases 62 to 289 code for a protein of 75 amino acids. Lineage: Eukaryota; Metazoa; Chordata; Actinopteri; Carangiformes; Carangidae. The transcript has 3 exons. The record is from RefSeq and is a predicted model, not a curated record. Gene Ontology annotation, cellular component: photoreceptor outer segment membrane. Gene Ontology annotation, biological process: visual perception; positive regulation of epidermal growth factor receptor signaling pathway; positive regulation of G protein-coupled receptor signaling pathway.